This is a messenger RNA of Ochlerotatus camptorhynchus, 3452 nucleotides long. RefSeq names its product Structural maintenance of chromosomes 6 (gene SMC6). The record is from RefSeq and is a predicted model, not a curated record. NCBI's taxonomy places the organism in Eukaryota, Metazoa, Arthropoda, Insecta, Diptera, Culicidae. The transcript has 9 exons. The coding region runs from base 72 to 3371 and encodes 1099 amino acids. Gene Ontology annotation, biological process: double-strand break repair via homologous recombination. Gene Ontology annotation, molecular function: single-stranded DNA binding; ATP hydrolysis activity; damaged DNA binding. Gene Ontology annotation, cellular component: site of double-strand break; Smc5-Smc6 complex; nucleus.
CUCUCGACAGUAAUUUUGAUAAAUUUGUGCUUUUUAAAGUAUAAAACUUCAUCGGAAUCGCGUAAUUCAGAAUGAGUCGUCGAAAACGUGACAUUUCUCCGGAUUCGUCCAGUAAACGUAACCGUAUUCGGAAGGACAACAGUAGCUAUGGUGAAAACGAGAGCGAUCCUGAUGGGGAAUACACCAGUCAACUGUCAGCUACUUCGUUGUCACAAGCAGGAUCGAUUGAGUUGGCCAUAAUACAUGACAUCCAGCAGAACGUCCGGAGUGGUAAAAUCCUGAAGAUUCAGCUGAAAAACUUCAUGUGCCACCGUAAUCUGGUGGUGGAGUUCAACAAGCGCGCCAAUCUCCUGGUCGGUAACAACGGAAGCGGCAAGAGUGCCGUUUUGGCGGCUCUUACUAUCGGACUUGGUUGCAGUGCUAAUCUCACCAAUCGAAGCAGUAGUGUGAAGCAACUAAUCAAACAUGGGGAAACGCAAGCAUCGAUUGAGAUACACUUGGAAAACGACAGCUUUGAUGCUUUUGAGCGGGAUGUUUACGGUGACAAGAUUAUCGUUGUCCGCACGAUCAAUGCUUCCGGUGCCACGAGUUACAAGAUGAAAAGUGAGACUGGCAGUGUCAUAACCACAAGCCGAAGUGAGCUACUUAAGAUGAUUCUGUAUCUGAACAUCCAAGUCGAUAAUCCGGUGUGUGUUCUGAACCAAGAUUUGGCAAGAUCGUUUUUAAAGGAUUCCGAUGAAAAGAAACAGUACAACUUGUUUCUGAAAGCAACUCAGAUUGAUGCCAUCACCUCCAAGUUGAAUGGUUGCACACCUCAGCUGGAAAAUGCAAAGCACAACUUGGAUUGUAAUGAGAAAAGUUUGCAGUAUAUAGAGCGGGAGAUUGUGGAUAUGCAACAGAAGUACAACAGCUUACAAUCGGUUGAAAAGCUAAAAGAUCAUGUAAAGGAGUCUCGCCUAAAGUUGGGCUGGCGAAUUGUGACGGACCAGAGUGCCGAAUGUUCGCUCAUGGAAGACAAGUUGCGAGAUAAACUGAAAACGAUGAAGGAACAUAUGCAUGCCAUACAAAAUAGGGAGGCAAUUGAGGUGGAAGUCGAUCGCACGGUUCAGCGCUAUCGAAACGAUAUUGAUGGGAAGAAGACCGGCUUUGUGGAGUUGAAGGAAAAGUACACGCAGGCAAGAAUUGUAGGCCAACAGCUGCAGGAGCAGCUGUCCGACAAAAGUCGCCAGAUGAAGAAAGUUAAGGAUCGCAUGGCGCGUCAGGCAGAGGAUAUCAAGAAUUUGGAGACGGAUUUGAAACAGCGCAGCGAGUCGGGAUUCAACCGAGUAGCUGAUGAAAAACGACGGAACGAGCAGAUGUUAGCUGAAUUAGCUGAGAAAAAGCGUGAUCUGCAAGCGAUGAUCGAUAAUGCAAAGCGAGACGUUGACACCCUACAUAAUACGAUGAACCAGAUCAACGAAGCCAAAGAGGAAGUCAACAACAAAAGAGUGGCUAAACAGCACGAGAGAUCUCGCACAGAAAGUCAGCUUCAGCAGUUUGAAAAUUCAUCCCGCGACAACCUAUCAGUCUUCGGCCAGAAAAUGCCCGCCUUUGUGGCUAAGAUCAAGCAGAUGCAUCAACAGGGUCGUUUCUCCGAACUGCCACGUGGUCCUCUGGGUCAGUACAUCAAGGUGAAGGACAAGAAGUGGACCGCCAUGGUCGAGACGGUCAUUGGUCCGGGAAUGCUGACGGCAUUCUACGUGAACUCGGAUGCCGAUCGCACCUCGUUGAAUCAGCUCAUUCAACGGGAAUUUCCGGAAAUGCGCGGCCGUACUAUUAUAACGAGUCGUUUCCACAAGGAAAUGUACGAUGUGCGUGCAGGACGCGUUGAAGACGUGCAGAAUGCCCAUCUGCUGAUGAAUCUGAUCAACGUGAGCGAUCCAGUUGUGAUGAACUGUCUCAUCGAUCAGAUUAAGAUUGAAACAGUACUGGCUGUUGAGGAUCAAAACUUGGCCAUUCAUCUUACCAGUCAUACGGAAAAUGUUCCGACAAAUCUGCAGAAGGUGGUCGUGAUGGAACCGUUUUCUGAAUUUUACCCAGUGCCAAACUACCGAAGCUAUGGGCUGCAGAGGCGACCGGCACGGUAUUUACAGGUCAACAUGGCAGAAUUGAAGAAGCAAACCGAACGUCGAAUGCAGCAGCUUGAUCAGGAACUGCAAGAAAUAAAGCAGCAAAUCGAGGUAGAAACCCACAAGCAGAACGACAAACAACGAUCGUUGCACGACAAGCAACGUCAGCUGACCAAACAACAGCAAGAAUUGAACACUUUAGAGCAGAAAAUCAACGAACUCAGGGCGAUCGAGUAUCCUGCCGAGUCGGAAGACAUGACAUUGCAAAACGAGCUGGACGAGCUGAAGGCUUCCCAGGAGAAACUGAACGAAGAGUUGAAACACGAGGAAUCCAAGCUGGCAUCGUUCAAGCAGGAAAUAGCUGCGCAAGAGCGCAACAUUCACGAGAAGAAGGAUCACAUGACAAAGAUCGAAAACGAGAUGCAGGAAAUACAGGACAAGAUCGAUGCCGAACUGCAGAAGCGUCACGACAUGCAAGCCAACUCCAAGACUAAGCAGCAACAGUUGGAACGGCUGCGAGAGGAGGUGCAGACACUGCAAUCCAAGCGGAACGAACAGAAACAAGCACUGGAGACUGUGACACAUGAGGCACAAGAACUGGGAGAUCGCAUUGAGGUGACCGAAACGCACGAACAGCUCAAGAAAACUAUUUCGUCGACAGAGAACCGGAUCAAGCACAUCAAUUCCGCGAACGAGGACAUUGUGGACGUCAAAGCCAUUCUAGACAAUAAGCUGAUGAAGCGAGAUACGGCCCUGCGGUACACGGAUUCGCUGAAGAAAGUUAUCAAAACCUUGCAGAACUCCCGUGUGGCCCGGUAUGCAUACAUACACAAACUGAAGUCGCACAUGUCCUUGAGAGUAAAACACAAAUUCAACAUGGUGAUGCAGUUGCGCGGUUUCGUCGGUGAAAUCGUGAUGGACACCAAAAACUGCACCCUGGCUCUUUCGGUGGUUCCACGCGAUAAGAACAUUUCCAAUGCGGUUUCCAACACCAAGUCCCUGUCCGGAGGGGAACGAUCCUACUCGACGGUUGCGUUCCUGAUUGCACUGUGGUCCUGCGUUGACACGCCGUUCUACUUCCUGGACGAGUACGAUGUUUUCACCGAUCAGGUCAAUCGGCACAUGAUGACGAUGUUGCUGCUGAAUGAGACCAAGAAGAAAUCGGAUCGGCAGUUUUGCUUCCUCACGCCACAGGACAUGAGCAACAUUCAGGCGAGUGAUGAACUGACGAUUCACCGUAUGGCUGACCCGGAACGUUGCUAGACGGCGGCAGGCGUUCACGAUUGAUUUUAACAAUGUAUUUUGGCUAUUUCUAAUAAUUUUAGCUUUAAUUUAGUUAGCUUU